Messenger RNA from Salvelinus fontinalis (brook trout), 2310 nucleotides. RefSeq names its product fibronectin type III domain-containing protein 7-like. The coding region runs from base 1 to 2310 and encodes 769 amino acids. NCBI's taxonomy places the organism in Eukaryota, Metazoa, Chordata, Actinopteri, Salmoniformes, Salmonidae. The record is from RefSeq and is a predicted model, not a curated record. Gene Ontology annotation, molecular function: protein binding. The transcript has 12 exons.
AUGGGCUGCAUCAACUCUCUGACCCCCAACAUUGUGUACAUUAUUAAGGCUGAGCUUCUGAGGUGCCCACUACAAACAUGGCAACAUGAAAGCAGAGUGAGAGCUGUGGAGUUCACUGAGGUGACCGGAGCCUCCUACUACAUCCUGCGGGCUGAGAACACCGACCUGUCCUUCUCCGAGACCGAGGUGUCCUCUUCCCCCGGGACUGUGCUCAACCUCCAGGCGUACACCGACUACACUCUCAGUGUCAUAUCCGUCAUCCACGGAGGCAGGAGCCAGCCUUCCCUCCCUUCAGUAGCAAAGACAGCGGUCGCAGCGCCAGAGCUCAACUCCACCUCACCCAGCAAUGACACCAUCGUGUCCAACAACACCUGCACCCCUCCCCUCGGGGGCAACACCUGUUGCGUGCUGGAGAUCAUGUGUGAAGACAUCUACAAAGUAGUGCUGGCCCCUCUCACCUGGGACGGAGCCAUAGUCCAGUUCUGCCCACAGAGGAUGUACUCAGUGGAGUACAGCUGUACCAGUGGCAGAGCCAUGGUGUCCUGGGCCCGAGUGUUCGGAGCAGACUCGUACAGAGCAGUUGCUACCGGCAGCGGCAGGACCGUCCUAUCCUGCACCUCUCAGGGCACAGAGUGCCAGAUCACAGGAGUGGGCUGCGGAGAGGACUACAUGGUGCAGGUCACCGCUGUGUCCAAGAGCUGUGAGAGCAAAGUAAACGCCACCUCACACUUUGUCACAGUCCCCUGUCCUCCAAAGAAUCUCAACCUGUACCGUGAGUGUUCCAGCAACGUGAUCAUCUUCUCCUGGGCUGCCACCAACAACACGGCUCACUACAGGGCCAAGGCCGUGGACUCAGAGGGAGAAAACAUGGACUGUAUGACCUUAGACACUUCCUGUUUCUUCACCAACACUGUGUGUGGCCGUCGCUACACCUUCACUGUCUACUCUGUCAGUAGCGAGUGCAACAGCCAGGCCAGCCCACCAGUAGCAGUCCGCACCGCCAACUGUCGGUCUGAAGUCCUGACCAGCACAUGGGACCGUGCUGAGGGGGCUCUGGCCUACACGGUUGAGGCAUGGGGAAACAAGGAUGAAAGCAACCGCUACAACUGCAGCUCCUUCACCAACAGCUGUGCCAUACCCUCGGUGCAUUGUGGGGAGAGUUUAACCAUGUACAUCACAGCUUUCGAUGACAACUGCCCCAGCUACAGGACUCUGGGACGGGUGGCUGAGACAGUUCCCUGCGCUCCUCAGAACGUUUCAGCAGCAAUGUACUGUGGAUCCGACUCCAUCACUCUGAACUGGCAGGUUUCCUACGGCUCUCUGUUCUACAUCGCCACAGCAAUGGAUGACGCUGGCGUGGUUCAUACCUGUAACUCCAUGGAUACCAAGUGUCAGAUCAAGGGCCUCCGCUGCAGCUCCACCUACAACGCCUUCGUCACCGCAACCAACCUCAAGUGCAACAGCUCCGACAGCGAGAUUGUCACCGUAGAGACAGCCCCCUGCCUUCCGGACCACAUCGAGGCCUUCCUCAACUGUGCGGCGAACCACGCUCUGAUUGUGUGGCAGGGCCAUCACAGUAUACUCUCCUACACAGCCACCAUUGAGGACACGGAGGGAGGCCUUCUCAGCUGCAGCACCACAGGAAACAACUGCACUGUCCCCAGCCUGAAGUGUGGCCAGCUCUACUCUGUCUCCGUCAUGCACCACGACGGCAUCUGCCCCAGCAUACCCUCUCAGGCCAUCACCAUGGAGUCAGUCCCAUGCGGGCCUGCCAACGUACAAACUGAGAUGGACUGUGGGUCUGGAACGCUGACGGUGAGCUGGGACACGUCGCUGAGUGCGUUAGGUUACACCACCAUCAUCUCCCACGGCAACAGAGAGCAGGUGACCUGUAACUCCACGGCAACCAGCUGUAGCGUGGACACACUGGACUGUGGAGAGGAGUAUGUUGUGGAGGUUAUGUCUGUUAACAGAUCCUGCCUCUCUAUGCCCAGUCAGGCCAUGGUCAUCAGGGAAGUGCCCUGUGUGCCCACUAACGUGACAGCGCACCGUACCUGUGGAGAGAGCCCUGUAGCCGUCACCUGGGACGCCAGCCGUGGGGCCAAGAUCUACACUGCCAUCGCCAUGGGCAACAGCGGCCACCGUACGGAAUGCACGUCCAACGACACCACCUGUAGUCUGGAGGAUCUGCUGUGUGGUCAAACGUACAGCCUCAGUGUAUUGGCUGUGGACGACGCCUGCUCCAGCACAGAGAGCAGCAUGGUCACCCUAGAGACAGAUAAACACAUGCCCAAAGGUAAGUGGACAUGA